Molecule: messenger RNA, 2748 nt
Organism: Didymodactylos carnosus
Lineage: Eukaryota; Metazoa; Rotifera; Eurotatoria; Philodinida; Philodinidae
Source: the annotation of a GenBank genome assembly
AUGUGUGUAUUACAGGAUUUUGAAGCAUUAACGCCGAACUUAUUAGCUCGUACAAUCGAAACCGUUGAAGGUGGCGGUUUAGUCAUUUUACUUUUACGUUCAAUGAAAUCAUUAAAGCAAUUGUAUACAAUGACAAUGGAUAUUCACUCACGUUAUCGUACAGAAAGUCAUUCAGAUUUAGUUGGCCGAUUUAAUGAACGUUUUAUUUUAAGUUUAUCAUCUUGUCAAACAUGUAUCGUUGUUGAUGAUCAAUUAAACUUAUUACCUGUUUCAUCAUCUGUUUUAAAUAUUCAAUCGAUACCAGCAAAAACGGAAGAAAAUAGUCUUACGCCAAAUCAAAUUGAAUUAAAAAAAUUAUGUGAUUCAUUAAAAGAUACUCAACCAGUUGGUUCAAUUAUCGAAUGUUGCAAAACAUUUGAUCAAGCUAAAAUUGUAUUGAAAUUUAUCGAUUUAAUAACUGAUAAAAGUCUUCGUCAUACUGCUGUACUGACAGCAGCACGUGGUAGAGGAAAAUCAGCUGCACUUGGUUUAGCGAUGUCAGCAGCAAUUGGAUUUGGUUAUUCCAAUAUUUACGUUACAUCACCAAGUCCAGAAAAUUUGAAAACAUUAUUUGAAUUUAUUUUCAAAGGUUUUGAUUCAAUGGAUUAUCAAGAACAUAUUGAUUAUGAUACAAUACAAUCAACAAAUAGUGAAUUUAAUAAAGCUAUAAUAAGAGUUAAUAUAUUUCGACAACAUCGACAAACCAUACAGUAUAUUCAUCCAUCUGACUCGGCAAAAUUAGGGCAAUGUGAAUUGUUAGUUAUUGAUGAAGCAGCUGCAAUACCAUUACCAUUGGUUAAAAAUUUAUUAGGACCAUAUCUCGUGUUUCUUUCAUCAACAAUUAAUGGUUAUGAAGAACAGUUAAGACAACAGAGCACAUCGUUUUCCUCUUCAACAAUAUCACAUAGUGUUGAUCUUGGAAAACAAUCUCAAACGACAACAACAGCAUCUGGCCGCACUUUAACCGAAUUAGAAUUAAACGAGCCUAUACGUUAUGGACUAGACGAUCCUGUUGAAUAUUGGUUAAAUAAUUUAUUAUGUUUGAAUUGUUGUCAAGAUCCAUUUAAAAGUGGAUUGAAUCUAUCGAAAUUGGCAAUAAUUCGUGGUUCAUGCCCAUCGUUAGAUCAAUGUUCACUAUAUUAUAUUAAUCGUGAUACGUUAUUUUCUUAUCAUUCGGCAUCUGAAGCAUUUCUCAAACGUUUAAUUUAUUUAUUUGUCUCUUCUCAUUAUAAAAAUUCACCUAAUGAUUUACAAUUGUUGUCUGAUGCACCAGCACAUGAUUUAUAUUGUUUAUUAGGACCAAUUGAUUCAUCAGCAAAUAAUUUACCCGACAUUCUAUGUGCUAUACAAGUGUGUUUUGAAGGUGAAUUAAAUAAAGAUGUUAUAAAAACACAAUUACAACAUGGAAAACGGGCAUCUGGUGAUCUUAUACCAUGGACAAUAACACAAGAAUAUCAAGAUUAUAAUUUUGGAAAAUUAUCUGGUGUAAGAAUAGUAAGAAUAGCCACAAAUCCUGAUUAUCAACGAAUGGGUUAUGGUACAAAAGCUUUAGAAUUGUUAGAAAAAUAUUUUCAAGGAUACAUCACAAAUUUAGAUGAAGAUAAUGAACAGAAAUCAUCGAAUAACGCCGAUGAAAUUGAAUUAAUUAAUGAUGAUGAUAUAACGUUAUUAAAUGAAACAAUUGUUCCUCGUACAAAUUUACCACCAUUAUUAACAAAAUUACAAGAACGUAAACCAGAACAAAUAGAUUAUAUGGGUGUAUCAUUCGGAUUAACAUCUGAUUUAUUAAAAUUUUGGAAAAAAAAUGCUUUUAUUCCCGUCUAUUUGAGACAGGCAGUAUCAGAUUUGACCGGUGAACAUUCCUGUAUUAUGUUAAAAGUAUUACAUGAAGAAAAACAUGAUAAAGGCUCAUCAUCGUGGUUAUAUUCAUAUUAUCAAGAUUUUCGUCGACGUUUUCUAUCGCUAUUAAGCUUUCAAUUUCGAACAUUUUUACCGGGAAUGGCGUUAAAUAUUUUACAACAAACUAUCUAUCCUGAACAAAAAAACGCUUUUACAACAUCUUUGCUCUAUCAAAAUUUUAUUGAUUAUGAUUUAAAACGUAUGGAAGCUUAUUCUCGAAAUUUAGUUGAUUAUCAUUUAAUUAUUGAUUUAAUACCAUCAAUUGCUCAAUUAUACUAUUCAAACAAAUUGCAAAUACAACUGAAUGUUAUACAAAUGGCUAUACUUGUAGCAAUAGGUUUACAACGUAAAACAAUUGAAAAUUUAGAACAAGAAUUAAAUUUACCACAAUCUCAACUGUUAGCUUUGUUUAACAAAAUAAUUAAAAAAACAAUUGAGGUAAUUAAUACAACACAAGAAGCCGAAUUAGACGUAGGAUUUGUCAAAUCUCUUAAUACAAGCAAUUCAAUGCAACCGUUAGAUAAAUCAUUACAACAAGAAUUGAAAGAAGUUACUGCAACAAUUCGGGAACGUCAAAGUACAGAAUUAGAUCGUAUUAUGGAAAAAGAUUUGGCACAAUAUAGUGUUAAAGGACAUGAAAGUUUAUGGCAACAAGAAUUGAAGAAUGUGGCUGAUAAACCCGGCGUUGUUUCUAUACCAAGAACAUUAGCUAAACGAAAAGAUACAGAAAUUGAAAGCCAUUUCAAAGAUGCAACAGUAUCAAAAAAACAUAAAAAGAAGAAAAUUGGCAUGAACAACAAAAAGUUUUGA